Molecule: messenger RNA, 2165 nt
Organism: Odontomachus brunneus
Lineage: Eukaryota; Metazoa; Arthropoda; Insecta; Hymenoptera; Formicidae
Product: longitudinals lacking protein-like
Exons: 1
Coding region: 94-315 (73 amino acids)
Source: RefSeq, a predicted model, not a curated record
GGCAGCGGACGUAGCGGGUCGUCCACCCGCGAGGUCGUCUUCCCGGACUCGUUCGAGGUGUUGCCGCAGCCGCACGAUCUCAACACCGUCUACAUGGGCGUGCCUCACGAGCAACAACGGAAAUUCCGCUGCCGCAUCUGCGGUAAGGGCUACCGCUGGAAGAGCACGAUGCGUCGCCAUGAAACGGUAGAGUGCGGCGGCAAGCCACCAGCCUUCCAGUGCCCGCAGUGCCCGUAUAAAGCGCGGCAGCGCGGCAACCUGACCGUGCAUUUUAAACGGCAUCAUCAGAAGAUGGUUUACGAGGAGAGCGCUUAGGUACGCGGACGCGACCGGCCGAAUGCGCUCUCAACGAAGGCUGGAGCUGUAAAGUGUUCUCUGUACCCACGGCGAUUCGCAUUGUUACGCCGAACACCGCGGCAGCAACGAUCGCUACCACCUGUCCUCUUGUGCCGUGAUCUAUCGAGCGAUCGUUCCUCGGGCGCCGUGGUAUCAAUGCGACUCACCGAUGAGGUAGAGAACGAUCAUCGUGCGAGGUCCAAGCUCUUCGGCAAGCCUCAUGAAGGACGCUCUCGCACCUAUGAUGCCCUCUUCUUGCGCUCUCUUUAACUGAUGGCGCACCGUGUGGAAUAUUAAAUCGCAUUGAAUUCGCGACGUCUGGCCCUCGUGGUCAAAGUACAUCAGAGUUUCGGGCUCAAGAGGAUCCUGAAUACUGACACAAUGCUUCGUAUUUUGCACUGUUUUCCUAUUUGGUUGUGUAGGGUUGCAAAUGUUUAUAUGAAGUUAAAUGCUGGCGAAUGACGGAGUAUAUACUUCAUGUUGCAUACUUUUUUCACUCACAAAAUGUCUUUGAAUAUUUUUUUCGUAAUAAUUUUUUUGUAGAGUUGCAAAUGUUUAUACAGAGAGUGAAAAUACAAAUGUCGACGGAGUGUUACGCAAAAAAAAUCUAAGAAAAUUUUUAUUGACAAAAUAAAACAAAAUUUUAUGGAAUUUCUUAUGGAAUUGCAAAUGUUUAUACAGUGCGAAAGUACAAAUGUCAAUGACGGGCGGAGUACUUCAUGAAAAUAAAGAAGAAUUUAUUUAUACAAUUUUUUCAUUCUUGAUAUAACAUGGGAUACUCCACAAAUCUAUUAGUAUUUGUACUUUCAGUUUGUAUGUGCAUUUGUGAUUCUAUGCAACUAAAUAAAAGAACUUUGAAAAAUACAAAAACUGCACAUGUCGGUAUCCAGUGUCCCCUUAAAGAAGAUAGCUGAAAAUCGGUCUUUCUAUCUUUGAAACACACGAGAAAAAUCGUCAGUCUGCAAUGAUGAACCUCUCUUAGAUGGUAUUAAUUUAAACAAACUGACUUGAAAGUCGACCUUUAGGCAUUUGAGCGACAUUUUUAUUGAGUUAUCAUACAUAAAACAAUCGCUACUGACGUUUCAGUCUUUAGUUUGUCUUAAUAUUCGGAAACCGCGCACAUAUACGCGAUAUUGUCGAUCAAAUUUACACGGAGGCAAGCUGCAUGCAAGAGCUUCCGUGUGUGUAAUCUCCCCUACUAGAUCUGCUAACAUUAAUAACUACCACUACUCGCAAUCAUGGAGAGGGAUACAUGUCAGUUUGCUGAAAGUUUUUCGACGAGUGCGAGAGCAUCUUUCGUGAGAACGGCAUCGCGACAAUUCGGCACGAUCCGAGCAAGUGUACGGAAUAUUGCUUAAGUAUUUUGUAAACGAACCCCUCGAGGCUGUCGAUCGAGGAUCCAUUGGUUUCUGAUUCGGUGCGCUCUGCCUUCGAUCUUCGCGCGCACUCGAAACUCACACAGAUCCGUAAUCUCAUUUCUGCUCGGAGAAGUGCACUCGGUACGCUAAAUAUGGCCGUCCAAUUCAAAGGUUGUUUCUCGUGACACCUUCGAGCACGCCGCGUACGACGACCACGACGUCAGCGAUCAUGUAACUUUUCCUCUAGGAUGGAAAUGUGAAAAGUUUUACGUGAACUCGUGAUCACGUAACUCGGCAAAACGUGGAAACGUGAACUUGUUAACCACGAAAUGUGCUGGUGAAAAAGUGAAAAUCUAGUGACAUGAUGAAUACGGAAUAUUAUGCUACUGUUGUGAUGGGAUACAUGAAACAUAACAAUCUCAAGGUUAUAGGUUAUGUUUUAAGGUUAAUAUGUUCUACAGCCGAUGGAUA